UUUUUACUGACUUUCUCCCUCUGGCUCGGUUGUUCCUGAUUGAUCUCCUUGUUCGCAAGGGCGUUGGCCUGCAUGCUGCCGUUUCUCUUAUCUUUGCCCAGUCUUGACCGUUCCGGCUGACCACCCUCUUCUUUCUCUCCGCUCUCUCCCUCCCUCCCUCCCUCUCUCCCUCCUUUCACUUCUCCCUCACUCCCUCCCCUUCAUGGCCGUGAACUGCUUCAGCAUUGCUUCCCCCGUUGCAGACCAUGGCGUACGACGCCGUCUCCCAGGCCGACCACGAGGUGGCUUCCAACGCGACCGAUUCUGAUCACUCCCGCCGUUCGUCGCUGCACAAUGCUGCCUUCCACCAGCUCCCCUUGGACGCCGACCACGACGACUCCGGCAGGAAGAGCCUGGGCUCGAUGAUCCGCUCCAUGACCUCCACCAGUUACGAUAUGGUCGAGGAUGAUGACUACGAACUGCCCGCCGAUCCUGCUCCGAACCCAACUGCCAAUAGUCCCCGUUUCGUCCCUCCGCUUGAGACAGUCCCUGAUACUACUAGUCGCACCGCUAACCCCCCUGAACCCGACCCUGAACCGACCCUCCGCACCCCCGUUACCGACCAGCCCGUCCCCCUCAGCCAUCCCACCCCCGACCUGCAAUCGCUGCAAGGCGCCUACCUCAAUAAUGUCGAGCGGCUCGAGCGCAGCGCUGAACGCAUGAGUCUGAGCUCCAAUAUUGGCUCCGAGAUUCGCAAGAUGGACCAGGACCAGAAACGUCGCUCCUCCAGCUCCGCCUCCAACUCCACCCACGCCAGCGUCCACGACGGCCUGCGCGCCAGCAUCUCCUCCCGCCACGGUUCCAUCCAGUCCGCGUCCCGUCUGGCCCAGGUGGCCGAGCACGCGCCUGCCCGCUUCUACGGCGACUCGACCUCCCGUGUGCCUGCCAUGCCCUACCUUCCUCCGCCCCCGCCGCCUGCGCAGAGCGAGCCCGAGUACCAGCAGGAUUACUACAACCAGGAGUUGGGAGAGGAGCUCGAGCGGACAUACACCGCGGCGUCGACCGACACGUACCAGCAGGCCCGGGUCCUCUUCAACGACUUUGACGGCGUGCAUUAUGUGCCGCACGAGAAUGAUCUGGCCCGGCGGGUGUCCCUGACCAGGUCCCUGGCGGGCAGACCCGACACCUACCACGACCCGCAGGCUGAGAAUAUGGUCUACUACCCGGCCCCGGUGCCCAUGAUGCUCAAUCUGCCGCCCCGGUUGUCCCAGCGGAACAACUCGCAGCGGGAGAAGCGUCGCACGCAGCUUCUCGGAGCGGUGGCUUCGGAGAACCGGAAGUCGGCCCGGUGGAUGGCUGGCCAGGUGGGCGAUAACGAUGCCGGGCAUGGCAAGCCAGCGAACCUGCCCCCGCAGCUCCGCGCGAGUGUCUUCUUCGACCAGCCGUCAGCGGCGGUGGAUGUCGAGCUCACGCAAGCCUCCGCGGUCGCGACGCUGGACAGCAUCCUCGAUGCCUCGACGCAUGCCCCGGUCAGUGCCUUCACGGGUCAGAUCAACACCGCAGGACUGGCCAAGACGCUGGGCUCCAGGCUGGACCUGAACCUGUCCGACCCAGAACUGCGAGAAGUGUCGCUCACGUCCGAUCGCUUCUACAAGACAGAAGGCGAAGCUGCCGAUGUGCAUGAAGGCACUUCGCUGCGUGAGGAUGGCCGCGAGGGGUCUGAUGCUGGCUCUCGUGCGGAAGGGGAAGGCUUGGAGGGUCCCAUUGGCGAUUUCACCGGGCCUCCGAAUACCCUGAUGGCAGAACUUCAGCUCCGGAAGAGUGAAUUGAAACAGCGGCAGCGAACGGCCCCGGAGAUGGUCGGACUGCAGUCGACGCUUCUCCAGCUCGACGCGGUCGCGCAGAAGCAGAGCGAGCACCGCCGACAGAGACCCGUCACCCUGGCGUGGGAAAGCCCGGAUGCCAACCAGGACGGGGAAGAGGACGACGAUGACGUGCCGCUGGGUAUGUUGUUUCCGGACAAGGCCCCUCCCCUGAGUGAAGUGCGACCGCUGGGUCUCCUGGAGCGACGGGAGAUCGAGGAGUCGGAGCCCCUGAGCCACCGUCGUGCCAGACUCCGAGGGGAACCCGCCCCGCGCAGCCCCGAUUUGCGCCCCGUCACAAUGUAUUCAAACGCACCCGCCCCAGUCGAGCACGAGGACAGCGGCGACGAGGGCGAAACCCUGGCCCAGCGUCUCAAACGACUCAGGUCCAAAGACGAAGAAGAGCCCAGCUCCGUUGCCGAGAGUGAGUUCGCGACCGAGAUCCUGGCAGAGAUCAGACACGUCGGGGAGGACCCCGAGAAAGCAGAGGAGAAGGUGGUGGCACCCGAGGAUGAGACUCUCGCCCAGCGCCGCGCUCGACUCCAGAAGGAGGCCGAGGCGGAGGCGCGCCAAAACUCCACCCUGAAGCUGCCUCGGUACCGCCGAAGCAUGGCCGACAUCCUGCACGCCCGUCGCCCGACCGCAGUGAACCGCCAGUCGACCUACGACGCGGCCGCCGCCCGUGCCCCGCCCCAGCGCACUCUGGACCACCGCAUGUCGCUGCAACAAUUCCCCACCAACGUCGCCGCCGGCUACGGCCACCCCGCCGCAGGCGCUCCUCCAUACGGCCCCGGGAUGGUCCACCCGAACACCUUCUACAGCGACGCCCUGCUGAACAUGAACCACCUCAGCUACGCGAUGCCGGCGAGCAAGGCCAAGGUGGUGCGGCCGGUGAUCGAGCCGGGACAGCGCGAGAUGAUUGACCGAUGGAGGCAGAGCAUUGUCUAGGUCGAGUUUCAGUCUGUGUGAAUUUGCGGGUCCUGGGUACUAGGUAAUGGGUAUUGGCGCGGUGUUAGCUUAGCAUUUUUCUUAUUAGCAUGUGGGCCCUGCAGCAUGAGCGAUUUCUUUUAGGGAGUAGAUAGCGAUCUGGUGUAUGUAGCAUAGCAUAGUGAUUCGGUCGUGG
Molecule: messenger RNA, 2964 nt
Organism: Aspergillus heteromorphus CBS 117.55
Lineage: Eukaryota; Fungi; Ascomycota; Eurotiomycetes; Eurotiales; Aspergillaceae
Exons: 1
Coding region: 246-2789 (847 amino acids)
Source: RefSeq, a predicted model, not a curated record